GCUGGUUCAACUAUCUCAAAAUGUCUAUGUUAGUCCGGAAGGGGACGAUGGUAAGGAAGACCAGAGGUUCAGUGAAAAGGGGCUCGGGACGAAGGAUGCAUUCCUCUAGCUCAACGGGCAUAUCAACCGGAAGUACAAAAUCUACCGGAAGUUAUGGUAGUUAUAAGGGAUCAUCAAAACCAGUGGCUGCUAUAAAAGCGGAAAAUGCCUGCCAAAGUUCACCGUCAAGAAGCCUUGCAAGCACUGUUGUUUCUUUUGACGAUCAGCGAGAACUGUGCAACACAACAAUAGACUGGUCAUCUAGAGGCAAAUCAGUGGACACGGAACAGGGCAAUUAUGGUGCUAUUUUUAUCCAGAUACAAGAAGCUAAUACAGAAGCCACUGGUACAUGUGAUUUUAUCUGUCGAAGUGGCAGACUUAUUUGUCAUACAGCCUUCAUAACCGUGCUUGUUGGGAUAUCCACUGCGCUACCAAUCACCAUGUUAUCCGUCGGUGUGAAAUACCUCAACGAAUGUCCACGACAGCGGAAGAUCCCUGUGUAUCUUUUGGUCGGUGGCUGUUUCGGCAUGGUUAAAAUCAUUGGAACAGUGUGGCAUAACAUCCAAAGCAAACGUUAUGAAGAACUCGAUUCGUUUUACGAUGCGCACGAAGGCGACGGCGCAUUUGCGUCACGGACGUUCAGGAUGAUGGAUAUACUGCUCACGACAUUUCUGUUCGCUUGGCUUGUGGCGGGGACGUUCUGGGUGUUUGACAUUUGGGAGCCACACUAUCAUCAGUUACUUCACGAACCCAGUAACUGGUGUGAUCGGACUGUGUAUAUCUUUGCUGCAUACCAAAUCAUUGCUUCGUAUGCCUUCAUAUGUGUCCUUAUUAUAAUCGCCGCCGUACUCGCGCUGUGCUUUAAUUGUAAACAUAUCUGCCAUCAAAGAUAAUACUGUUGCUUUGUAAAGAGAAUUUUGUUUUUCUAUUUAUUAAAAUUUUGAUAACCUUU
Messenger RNA from Pecten maximus, 991 nucleotides. RefSeq names its product transmembrane protein 272-like. The transcript is spliced from 4 exons. Lineage: Eukaryota; Metazoa; Mollusca; Bivalvia; Pectinida; Pectinidae. Bases 21 to 932 code for a protein of 303 amino acids. The record is from RefSeq and is a predicted model, not a curated record.